CUCUCUCUGAACGAUCGACGGCUGCGUACGAGAAGGGCGGUGCGCCGGAGAUUGUGAGCUUGUCCUGAAGAAGAAUGGGGAGGACGCCGUGCUGCGACAAGAACGGGCUGAAGAGAGGCCCGUGGACGCCGGAGGAGGACCAGAAGCUGAUCGACUACAUCCAGGGGCACGGCUACGGUAACUGGAGGACCCUCCCCAAGAAUGCAGGGUUGCAGAGGUGCGGGAAGAGCUGCCGCUUGCGUUGGACCAACUAUCUGAGGCCCGAUAUCAAGAGGGGACGGUUCUCGUUCGAAGAGGAAGAGACCAUCAUUCAGCUCCACUGCUUGUUGGGCAACAAGUGGUCCGCCAUCGCCGCCCGCUUGCCCGGAAGGACCGACAACGAAAUCAAGAACUUCUGGAACACCCACAUACGGAAGAGGCUUCUUCGGAUGGGAAUCGAUCCGGUGACUCACAGCCCUCGCCUCGACCUUCUCGACCUCUCCUCGAUCCUAAGCUCUUCUCUCUACAGCUCAUCCCAGAUGAGCUUUUCGAGAUUAGUCGGAGUCCAGCCCUAUGUUAACCCGGAAUUCCUAACGCUUGCAACCUCGCUCCUGUCAUCUCAACAUCAACGUCACAAUUAUCUUCCGCAAGCACAGCAAGAUAUUAACCAAAGCCAAUGCCAAGCACUGCCUGAAAACUACCAAAUGCAAACUCCAGUUCAAGAAGUCCCGGCUUGCACGCCGGUGAGCACUCACAGUGUUUCAUUUUCCGACGAAGCUACCAGACUUCUGCAGUCCAAUCUAGAGCAACAAUUUCCGUCGAAUUUCGCCGGCUCGAGCUCCCAAAGUUCUCAAGUCAUUGAUUGGAAGGAUAAUGGGCUGUCCUCAAACUUUACGGAUGAUUAUGCUCUGAUCCCACAUAAUUAUGAGGACCUUUAUGUUCUUGAUCCAGCCAUAUCGAAUUCCUCGGCUAUAUCAACGCCUUCAUCGAGCCCGGCGCCAAUGAAUUCGAACUCAACGGGCAUCAAUGGUUGCGGCACUGAAGACGAAAGUUAUAGCAGCAACAUGAUGUUAACAUAUGAAGUACCGGAUAUUUUAGUAGACUGUAAUGAGUCCCAGUUAAUGGGAAGCUACCAAUUUUUCGGGUCUUGGAGUCGAUGUUGAUAACUAUAGAGCUUUCUUGUAUCAAACUUCUAGUGACUUCAAUAACAUUAUUACCAGGAA
Messenger RNA from Syzygium oleosum, 1202 nucleotides. Its product is annotated as transcription factor MYB74-like. Bases 75 to 1142 code for a protein of 355 amino acids. Lineage: Eukaryota; Viridiplantae; Streptophyta; Magnoliopsida; Myrtales; Myrtaceae. The transcript is spliced from 3 exons. The record is from RefSeq and is a predicted model, not a curated record.